AGCCCCGCCUGCUCUAAGCAGGGGUAGCUCUUGUAGCUUCAGCAGGCUAAAGCGGUUUGUUUGCAGGCUGGUCAGUGUUAUGAGGGCCGAGAUGAUGAUUUACAGCUUCUGGUGACAAAGUUGGCGCCAUGCAGAGACGCCACAGCAGCAACACGGACGGCAUGCCGCCUGAAAGGAACAGGAGUCAAACUCUUGGGUCGGAGAGCAGCCUGGAUGAAGGAGGGGUGUUUGAUUGUCUGAAGCCAGACUCACCCACCUCUCCCCAGCAGCUCUUCUCUGGGCUGGUGGGGGUCUCUGCUGGCACCGUAACCUCAGCCCCCUUCCAGGCUGCUGGACUCGUCCUGGGAUCUCCUCCAGAGGUCUUCAUCCAAAUGACUGCCUCGUCCAGGGAGGAAGGCCCUCACCGGGCAGAGAGCACGCCCUACCAUCCCCGCCCUCCGCAGCACCACCAUCACCACCACCACCAUCAUUUCCACCAGUCUGGACAGCACCGCUCCUCUCUGCUCCAUUCUGCCUCUUCAACCGAGAGACACGGCAGCAGAGAUGAUGGAGGUGAUGAGGCAUCCGCCCCCGCUCCUGCUCUGUCUGAGCUCAAAGCUGUGGUCACGUGGCUGCAGAGAGGACUGCCCUUCAUCCUCAUCCUCCUCGCUAAAGUCUGCUUCCAGCACAAACUUGGUAUUGCUGUAUGCAUCGGCAUGGCCAGCACAUUCGCCUUUGCUAAUUCUACUCUAAAGCACCAGGUGUCACUCCGAGAGGAGAGGUCUGUUUUCAUUACUCUUUGGAUCCUGCUGUUUCUGGCAGGCAACAUUGUCUAUGUGUACUACACUUUCAGUGCUGAGGAGCUGCACAACAGCCUUAUUUUUGCCAAGCCGAACAUCAACAGCUAUGAUUUCUUCGAUCUGAUCUGGGUGGUUGGAAUCACAGACUUUGUGCUGAAGUACAUCACCAUUGCUGUCAAGUGCCUCGUUCUCUUCCUGCCUAAGAUCCUCCUUGCUUUCAAAUCAAGAGGGAAGCUUUAUUUGCUGAUCGAGGAGCUGAGUCAGCUGUUCCGGGCUUUGGUUCCCAUCCAGAUGUGGUACAAGUACAUCAUGGGGGAAGAUCCAUCCAGCAGCUAUUUCCUGGGUGCAUCGUUGAUUAUUAUCUACAGCCUUUGCAAGUCGUUUGAUCUUUGUGGGAGAAUAUCAGGCAUUCGGAAAGCGUUCGUUGUUCUGUGUAGCUCUCAGACGUAUGGUAUGAGAGCCAGCAGUCAGCAGUGCAGUGAAGCAGGAGAUGUGUGCGCGAUCUGCCAGGCUGAAUUCAGAGAGCCAAUAGCUCUGCUCUGCCAGCACGUGUUCUGUGAGGACUGUCUUUGUCUGUGGUUCGACCGUGAACGAACCUGUCCGCUGUGCCGCGCAGUAGUUGUGGAGACACCUCGCAGCUGGAAGGACGGCACCACCUCUGCUCACUUUCAGAUCUACUGACCACAGCGAGUAUCGGGCACAGCGAGCUGGUGGUCUGGGAGGGGAACACAGUCAGUGCACAAGGAAUUUUGUAAUGUUUUAUGAUGCCUGGCAGAACUACCAUCCAAAUCUGUCAUUGCUGACCAUGGAACUACUAUGUAUGAGAGUCAAAGGUCGUCAUUUCCACAUGCGUAGAAGUAUUUUACACAGUUUUUGACUUCGUUCUGAUUGUCGAUGUAAUAUAUUUUAUUCUUGUGGAAAUGAUUUGAGUUUGAAUGAAGUAUUACACAUUUGAAUGAAGUACAUUCAGUGCAUCACUUAUUUUCAGUUUCUGAAUACAGUCAGAUUUGAUGUUUUUGUUUUAUUUAUUUAUCCACUUCGUAAAGCACUGAUGGCUUUUAACACGGACUGCGCCGUCCACAGCUGUUGCUUCGUUGCAAGUAAUAAAGCCCAGAUUUGAUUACUCAGAACUUUUCUACUUAACUGGGGGAAUCGAAUUAUCCCUUUUCUAGAUUUUCUAAGUGAAAAUAAGACACAUCCUCUACAGACAACUUAUGGAAGUCCGGAGAGGCUGUGAGUUAUUGCUAUAAUUUUCUGGAUUGUUAUCUUGAUAUAGCAAGAUAAGUAAGUUGUUAUCUUAAGAUAACUUAUCAGAAGAUUGAGAAGAUAAGUUGUUAUUUCAGGAUAACAAUUUUGUCAGCUUGAGAUAACAAGAUAACUUAUCUCAAGAUAGCUUUUAUCAAAAGAUCGAGAUA
Messenger RNA from Colossoma macropomum (tambaqui), 2194 nucleotides. It is a transcript of the gene rnft2, whose product is annotated as ring finger protein, transmembrane 2. Gene Ontology annotation, biological process: positive regulation of ERAD pathway. NCBI's taxonomy places the organism in Eukaryota, Metazoa, Chordata, Actinopteri, Characiformes, Serrasalmidae. The transcript is spliced from 11 exons. The record is from RefSeq and is a predicted model, not a curated record. Bases 129 to 1460 code for a protein of 443 amino acids. Gene Ontology annotation, molecular function: ubiquitin protein ligase activity.